Messenger RNA from Drosophila teissieri, 1373 nucleotides. It is a transcript of the gene Tpc2, whose product is annotated as mitochondrial thiamine pyrophosphate carrier. The transcript has 2 exons. Gene Ontology annotation, cellular component: mitochondrial inner membrane. Gene Ontology annotation, molecular function: thiamine transmembrane transporter activity. NCBI's taxonomy places the organism in Eukaryota, Metazoa, Arthropoda, Insecta, Diptera, Drosophilidae. Gene Ontology annotation, biological process: thiamine pyrophosphate transmembrane transport. Bases 260 to 1231 code for a protein of 323 amino acids. The record is from RefSeq and is a predicted model, not a curated record.
UUAAGCUUUUACAUUAUUGUCAGAGAAAUUAUUGUGUAUUUUAAAAAUUCGACUAAAUAGUAAAUUGAAAAAAAACAGUGUGUAAUGGGCCGGAGCUUAGAAAGAGCCUAGCCGAUUUCUUAUACAGUAUCAGAAAAUUUAGCUUGCGGAAUGACAACACACCGCCUCGUCCACAUCUGUACAGUGAAUAGCUCCUGCCGUGCUGGGGAGCUCGCCCCGGACCGAAAGCCAACCCGUCCAUUCCUCGUCACCACAUCCGAUGCCCGAGAACUCGGUUCAAGUCCAGAUAAUGCAGGCCGUCGGCGGAGGAAUCGCCGGAGCUGCGACGCGGGCCAUAACCCAGCCGCUGGACGUGCUGAAGAUACGCUUCCAGAUGCAGGUGGAACCAGUCACCAACCAUCACGGGUCCAAGUACCGAGGGGUCAUCCACGCUUUCAAGUCGGUGUACGCCGAGGAGGGAAUGCGCGGCAUGUUCCGGGGUCACAACUCCGGUCAGGUUCUGAGCAUCUCGUACGCUCUGGUGCAGUUCUGGUCCUACGAGCAGCUCCGCUCCAUGGCCCACCAGUGGGACUUCUGGACGGAGCGCCCCUUCCUCAUGUUUUUCAUCUGCGGCGGCAUAGCCGGAUGUCUGGGCGCCGUGGCGGCCCAGCCGUUUGACGUGGUGAGAACCCAGAUGGUGGCCGCAGACCCCUCCUCGCGCCGCAGUCAGAUGAACACUUUUUCUGGACUUCGCAAGGUCUAUAGAAUGGAGGGGUGGACGGGUCUGUCCCGAGGAUUGCCCUUCACGCUUGUGCAGGUGUUUCCGCUGGUGGGGGCAAACUUUCUCUUCUACAAGUACCUCAACGCCGCCGUCCUGAUGGCCAAGCCUCCCGACCAGCGCCAGGAGAUCCACGGAGGCUUCCUCUUCCUCAAUGGGGCACUGUCCGGGGUGCUGGCCAAGAUGAUCGUCUACCCGGCGGACCUGCUCAAGAAGCGCAUCCAGCUGAUGGCCUUCAAGCAGGAGCGCAAGACCUUUGGCCGCAACCCCGAGUGCCCCACGAUCCUGGGCUGCAUCACCACCACGUUCCGGGAGGAAGGAUUCGGGGGCUUCUAUAAGGGGAUGUCGCCCACCCUGCUCAAGGCGGGCCUGAUGAGUGCCGUGUACUUCUCCAUUUAUGACAUGUUUAAGCGCCACUAUAUAGCUCCAAUGAAAGAGGCGGAGAAAAAUCGGCACAAACGUGACAAGCCUUAGUAUCUUGGGAGAAUGUGUGGAAUAUGGAUGAGCGAACAUGUCAAAUAUAAGUUAAACGUGAACAGUAGACUAGACGACCAGAUGGCCAAGGACGGACAUUGCCGUCUACUUCCAGCUUGGGUUGGAUCCUGCCCAGCCGCCG